AUGGCACCGUCCCUCGAGGCCGCCGAGCCCGUCGAAGACGUGAUCGCGCACCCUCUCAAGCAAAAGCCGAAGCUCGUCGCCCCCGAGCCGGAGCACUGCCCCGGCCCUGAGUCGGAACAGGCGGGCCAGGCCGACUCGUGCGCCGGAUGUCCCAACCGGGAGAUAUGCGCGUCGGCGCCCAAGGGCCCGGACCCGGACGUGAAGGUCAUCUCGGCGCGGCUGGCCGGCGUGAGGCACAAGAUCCUGGUGCUGAGCGGCAAGGGCGGCGUCGGCAAGAGCACGCUCACCAGCAUGCUGGCGCACGCGUUCGCCGCUAACCCGGACAGCACGGUCGGCGUCAUGGACACGGACAUAUGCGGGCCCAGCAUCCCCAAGAUGCUGGGCGUCGAGUCGGAGACCAUCCACGUCAGCAACACGGGCUUGUCGCCCGUCUGGGCCUCGGACAACCUGUGCGUUAUGAGCAUACAGUUCAUGCUGCCGGGUAAGGACGACGCCAUCAUCUGGCGCGGCCCCAAGAAGAACGGCCUGAUAAAGCAGUUCCUCAAGGACGUCGAGUGGGGCGACCUCGAUUUCCUGCUGGUCGAUACCCCGCCGGGCACCAGCGACGAGCACCUGAGCGUGAACUCGUUCCUCAAGGAGAGCCACAUCGAUGGCGCCGUCAUGGUCACGACCCCGCAAGAGGUGGCGCUGCUCGACGUGCGCAAGGAGAUAGACUUCUGCAGGAAGGCCGGGAUCAGGAUCCUCGGCCUGGUGGAGAACCUGAGCGGCUUCGUGUGUCCAAAAUGCACCCACGAGAGCCAGAUAUUCGAGGCGACAACGGGGGGCGGGAGGGGCCUGGCCGAGGAGAUGGGCAUCCCGUUUCUGGGCGCGGUGCCGCUGGAUCCUCGCAUAGGGAUGGCUUGCGACUAUGGGGAGAGCUUCUUCGACUCGUUCCCAGACAGUCCUGCUUGCAAGGCGCUGAAGAACGUGGUGAGGGAGCUAUCUGGCCAGAUCGGCCUGGACGCAAAAGACGUCCUGCCAGAGCAAUAG
Phialemonium atrogriseum is the source of this 1029-nucleotide messenger RNA. Its product is annotated as P-loop containing nucleoside triphosphate hydrolase protein. The record is from RefSeq and is a predicted model, not a curated record. Bases 1 to 1029 code for a protein of 342 amino acids. The transcript has a single exon. Gene Ontology annotation, molecular function: ATP-dependent FeS chaperone activity; ATP binding; 4 iron, 4 sulfur cluster binding. Gene Ontology annotation, biological process: iron-sulfur cluster assembly. Gene Ontology annotation, cellular component: cytosol. NCBI's taxonomy places the organism in Eukaryota, Fungi, Ascomycota, Sordariomycetes, Cephalothecales, Cephalothecaceae.